This is a messenger RNA of Insectozyma verbasci, 3774 nucleotides long. The record is from the annotation of a GenBank genome assembly. Lineage: Eukaryota; Fungi; Ascomycota; Pichiomycetes; Serinales; Debaryomycetaceae.
AUGGGUAAAUACAGGAAAAGAUUCAAUGAGAAAGCAAGAUCAGGAAUGCUUGCAAAACAAGCAGCUCUAAAAAAAGCAAGAAAUAAACAAUUCUACAGAGAAACAGAACAAGAACAACAAGAAGAACCAAAUUUGCAGCCUAUCCAAGAUUCAAAUUCUGAAAUUUUGGCACCUGUGUCAACUGAAGAAAGAUUAGCUCGUAAAAGAGCUCUCGAGGAAAGCUUAUACUCGCAAAAUGCAAAAGAAGAGAAAUUAUCAAAAUCGAAAAAAAAGAGACUUGAUAAAUAUAUUGAACAUCAAUUAAAAAGAGAAGAAAAGAAGAUUUUGCUUGAGAAACUUAGCCAUACGAAAAUGGAUACUUCUCAAUUGGCAAAUUUGAAAGAACUUGGUAAAGGGAAACUAACUCGUCGUGAAGAAAUGAUCGAAGCUUUAAAGUUAGAAAAACAGGGUAGGGCAAAUGAGAAGACUAAAGAGAUAUUAUAUGAAGCGAGAGAUAUAAUAGAUGAUGAACCUGAAUUGGCUAAUUAUGAUGAUGAAAGUGAAAGUGAGAGUGAGAGUGAGAAUGAGAAUGGAGAAGAGGAGGUAGUUAAAUCUACGUUUAUUGAUAAUCGACCUGCUAAAUUUGGUGGAACUGGUUCGGGAUUUGGGUUUUCUAAUAUACCAACCAUUAAAAAAGAUUCUACUGAUCAAUUGAAGAAGAAGAAAUAUAGUUGGAGACAAAGAGUACAAGAUGAAGAAAAGAAAAAGUUGAAAAUUGAUGAUGAAAAUGAUUUUUUAUCCAGUUCAGAAGAAGAAGAGGAGGAGGACGGAGAAGAAGAUUCAAAUAGUGAAGAAAGUGUAGAUGAUAAUGACAAUGAUGGUGAAGAUAUAGAAGCUGAAGAAGAUGAUAAUGAGGAGCAAGAUGAAAAUGGAGUUUCAAAUGAGGAUGAACAUGAAGAUGAGGAGGAAGAUGAGGAGGAAGAUGAGUCAUCAGAAGAGGAAGACGAGUCAGAAUCAGAAUCAGAACCAGAGCAAGAAGAAGAACAAUCAAAAUUAAUGGCUUCCAAAUCUAAACACUCAAAAACUGCAGAAUCCUUUAAAAAUUGGGCAGAACAACAAGUUCGAAAAUUAGAAAAUAGACAAGAAAUGAUAAUGCCUGAAUUGUCACCCUCCUUAAAAUCAAAAUAUUCAAAACCAACAAUUCACGAAGAAGAUAUUGAUCAUUCAUCAGAUGAAGAAGGAUACAUACCCAUAAACAAACAAUUAAAAAGAGAAGCAUUUGUAGUUGAUGUAAUCAGAGAUGAAACAGUACAACAACAACGUAUCCAAUUGCCUGUAUUUCAAGAAGAACACAGAAUUAUGGAAGCAAUAUAUCAUCAUGAUUGUAUUAUAUUAUGUGGUGAAACAGGAUCAGGUAAAACUACUCAAGUUCCACAAUUUUUACUCGAAGCUGGAUUUGGUAACCUCAAAAACAAUUUAUAUCCUGGAAUGAUUGGAAUAACUCAACCCAGAAGAGUUGCAGCUGUUUCAAUGGCUGAAAGAGUAGGUAACGAAUUAGGAAAUUUCAAAAAUAGAGUAGGGUAUCAGAUUCGAUUCGAUACUACAAUUAAAAAUGAAGGAAAAGAAGAUGGAACAGUGAUUAAAUUCAUGACUGAUGGGGUUCUAUUAAGAGAAAUGAUGAGUGAUUUUUUAUUAUCUAAAUAUUCAUCAAUUAUAAUUGAUGAAGCACAUGAAAGAAACAUAAAUACGGAUAUUUUGAUUGGAAUGUUGACUAGGAUAAUGAAAUUGAGAAGGAAGUAUCAUGAAAAUGAUUCUGAAAAGUACAAACCAUUGAAAUUGAUCAUCAUGUCUGCAACAUUACGAGUUUCUGAUUUUUCUGAAAAUCAUAUAUUAUUUAAAACACCACCACCAAUUAUAAAUGUCCAAGCUAGACAAUAUCCCGUAUCUAUCCAUUUCAACAAACGUACAAAUCAUGAUUAUUUAGAAGAAGCAUUUAAUAAAGCAUGUAAAGUUCAUAAAAAAUUACCAGAUGGUGGGAUAUUAGUAUUUUUAACUGGUCAAACUGAAAUCAACACAUUGGUUAAGAGAUUAAGAGAUGAAUUUCCAUUUAAAAAACUGAAGAAACAAGAAAUAAUAUAUGAUAAAGAUACAGAAGUUAAAUUAUCUGAAAAUGUUCAACAUGAAGUCGAAGAUGUUGAAUUUAUUAUCGAAAAUGAUGAAACCAAUUAUGAUGAUUAUGAUAAUGUUUCGGAUUCAGAAGAGGAAGGAUUUGAAGAAGCAGAAAAUAAAAAAGAAGAUAAAAUAGGUCCAUUAUAUGUCCUUCCUUUAUAUUCAUUAUUACCUACAAAUCAACAAAUGAAAGUAUUUGAAAAACCACCAAAUAAUUCAAGAUUAUGUAUCAUUUCAACAAAUGUUGCUGAAACAUCAUUAACUAUACCUGGAAUCAGAUACGUUAUAGAUUGUGGAAGAUCAAAAGAGAGAAAAUUUAAUUCAGAUAAUGGUGUUCAAUCAUUUGAAAUUGAUUGGAUUUCAAAAGCUUCAGCUGAUCAAAGAAGUGGAAGAGCAGGUAGAACUGGACCAGGUCAUUGUUAUAGAUUAUACUCAUCAGCUGUAUUUGAAGAAUUUUUCCCUAAAUUUAGUGUUCCUGAAAUUUUAAGAAUGCCAUUUGAAUCAAUUGUAUUAAAUAUGAAAAGUAUGGGGAUUGAUCAUAUUACAAAUUUCCCAUUCCCAACACCACCAGAUCGGGAAAGUCUUAAUAAAGCAGAAAAAUUGUUAGUUAUACUUGGAGCUUUAGAUGAGAAUAAAACAAUAACGGAAUUGGGUAAAAAGAUGUCAUUAUUUCCAUUAAGUCCUCGUUUUGCAAAGAUCUUAAUCAUUGGAAAUCAACAAAAUUGUCUUAAUUAUAUCAUUGCUAUUGUUUCCGCAUUAUCUGUUGGUGAUCCAUUCAUAUCUGAAAAUGAAAUAAUGAUGAAAAUGGGUGAAUCAACCGAAGAGGCUAAAAAACAAUUCAAAUCAAAAUUUUUUCAAUCUCGUGCUUUGUUUUCUAGAUUGGAUCCUUCGAGUGAUGUCAUGAUGUUGUUAUCUGUUGUAUGUGCGUUUGACCAUGUUGCAAAGGAUAAAAUUGAUCAAUUUAUAACUGAUAAUUAUUUAAGAUUUAAAAUGAUGGAAGAAAUUCAAAAAUUAAGAAAACAAGUAACGAUACUAGUUGAAAAUAGUAUAUUGAGUUCGAAAGGGCUACAAGUCAAUUCAGAGUCUAAACUACCACCACCUAAUAAAAAACAAAUAUCAGCAAUGAAACAAAUGAUCGCUUCUGGAUUCAUUGAUCAGAUCGCCAUACGAGGAGAUUUGAUAAAUUCAGAUGUGAAAAUAAUGAAUAAGAUGUCAAUUAAUCAAAUUCCAUAUUGUCCUGUAUUGCCAAUAUCUGAUCCAUUUAUAUACAUACAUUCAAAUUCAAUAAUUAAUAAAAGUGGAGAAAUACCACCAAAUUAUUUAGUCUACCAAUCAUUAAACAAGAAGGGAAAUACUGAUCAAGAUGAAGUAGUAAAGGUUAGAAUGAGACCAUUGGUUGAUAUUUCAGGGAAACAACUUACUAAUAUUUCUAAAAAUUCACCAUUAUUGACUUAUUCUAAACCAUUAGGUCAUCCAUUUGCUCCAAGGAAUAUAACUCCAACUAAAAGAGAAUGUUAUGUUGUUCCGAGAUUUGGUGCAAGUAUUGGUAGUGGUGGUGUUGGUUGGGAUUUGCCUGCUAUUAAAGUGAUACAAGAAAAGAAACAAGGGAAUUGGGUUAAUUUGUAA